Lasiosphaeria miniovina is the source of this 1734-nucleotide messenger RNA. RefSeq lists its product as uncharacterized. Bases 1 to 1734 code for a protein of 577 amino acids. Lineage: Eukaryota; Fungi; Ascomycota; Sordariomycetes; Sordariales; Lasiosphaeriaceae. The transcript has a single exon. The record is from RefSeq and is a predicted model, not a curated record.
AUGCCGUGCCGCUCCCGCCCGUCAACCGCUCUCCCCGUCUCCGCCGACCACUCGUCCCCCUUCGCAUCCACACCCAUUCAAUCGGUCCAAUACACAACACGCUCACGCCACACCACACCGCUACGACCUCGCGGCAACGGCUCAGACUCACCCUCGCCGCUGUUCGGCAUCAUCGGCGUCGCCGUCGCCGUCGUAAUCAUCGCAAUAUUCUUCUGCUGCUUCAGCGGCCAGCGCUCCAGCCACCGCAGCCGUGGGAGCCGCAGAAGACAUCCCCCGCACGUAGAUGAGAUAGAAAUCGUGCGCCCGCCGUCGCCAGGCGUGCCCGUGUUCCCCGGGCCGCGCGGCCCCGAAGGCCCUGCUGGCCCUGCUGGCCCCCCAGGCCCCCCAGGUCCACCGGGGGUGGGCUUGCAAGGGCCCUCUGGCCCCGCCGGCCCCGCAGGCGCGCCCGGUGCCCCUGGCGCGCCUGGGCUCCCAGGGACGGUCGGACCGCAGGGCGAGGCAGGGCCGAUGGGGCCUCGUGGGCGGCGCGGACGAGGGGGUCCAGCGGGCGCAGCAGGAGCAGCCGGCGUAGCAGGGCCACAGGGCGAGCGUGGGCCACGGGGUGAGCGCGGCGAGGCGGGCGCUGCCGGCCCGCGCGGUCCUCGAGGCUACGGCGAGCUCGGCCUGGACGACGUAGGCUACGACUACGUUUAUCCGCGCCGCCACUACAGACUGGCACCACCGCGCAGCCCGCCGCCAGCGUUCCUCCCGGCCGCCAGGCGGCGCUCGCGGCGGCGAUACUUGCGGCGCGAAGGGGGCGAGCUGUUCGCCAACGAUGAAGACGACGACGACGAUGAUGAUGAUGAUGAUGAUAGCAGCGGCGGCAGCUCCGAUUGUUCAGUCUGUGCGCGAGCCGGGCGGCGGCGGCGGCGGCGGGAUUGCGGCUGUCGACGGCGGCGUAGGAGAAGACGGAGUAGAAGCAGAAGCAGAAGCAGAAGCAGAAGCAGGCGCCGUCACGGCCUGGCCGGCGGCUACUGCGGCACCACCACCACGACAACGACUAUGCCGAUAACCCCCCCGUGCUGCGAGCGGUACUACACCAUGUUCCUGUGCCCGCAAGCGACAGCCACCGCCCCGGCAGCGUGUCCCUACUACCAGCACCACGGCGUGCAGCAACAGCAACAGCAGCAGCCAGAACGCGAGCGCGAACACACGACGGAAAUCAAAACCACCAUCGUCCACGGCAGUGGCGGCGGCGGCGGCGUGGAGAACAGGGUGCCGCCCCUUGACUAUUGCGAUCGGAAUGGGGACUGGGACCGUGAUGGCGGGGGCGUGGAGGAAUGGCAUUAUAGUGACGACGGCCGUCGCAGGCGGUGGCUCAGGCGGCGGCGGCGAUGGCAUCACGGUGGGAGCAGUGAAGAGGAGAGGAGUGAACGUCGCAGGCAGUGGCUUAGGUCGCCGCGGCGGCGGCAUCGCGAUGGCAGUAGUGACGAGGACAUCAGCGACCGUCGCAGGCGGUGGCUUAGGCGGCGGCGGUGGAGUGACGGGAACGACCUCCGCGCGGGGCUGGGCCGCGGGUUUGAUGAUGAUGUGGAACUCUCACCGCCGCCGCCGCCGCCGCCGCCACUGCCGUGGAGACCUCGGUUCAGGAGGCCGCAGGACGAGGUCCGCGUCCUUCCCCACCGGCCGAGGAGAAGGGUGCGGUUUGUACUCCCGCCGGCUGCUAUAGGGAGGGCCGGAAUUGGUAUUGUUUGA